Messenger RNA from Rangifer tarandus platyrhynchus (Svalbard reindeer), 561 nucleotides. The record is from the annotation of a GenBank genome assembly. NCBI's taxonomy places the organism in Eukaryota, Metazoa, Chordata, Mammalia, Artiodactyla, Cervidae.
AUGGAGCCCACGCGAGACUAUCCACUGUUCGGGGGCGCCUUCUCCGCCACUCUCCCUCCGGGGGCCAUUGACGUAAGCGACCUCCGACCGGUCCCGGACAAUCAAGAAGUUUUCUGCCAUCGCGUGACAGACCAGAGCCUGAUAAUCGAACUUCUAGAGCUGCAGGCCCACGUGCAGGGCGAGGAGGCUGCCCGGUACCACUUUGAAGAUGUUGGCGGGGUGCAAGAGGCUAGGGCUGUGCAAGUGGAGACUGUGCAGCCCCUGGUUUUGGAGAACCUGGCGCUGAGGGGCUGCUGUCAAGAAGCCUGGCUCCUCUCUGGCCAACAGCAGGUAGCUAAAGAAAAUCAGCAGGUAGCCAAGUAUGUGGCACUGCAUCAGGCCUUGCUGCGGCUGCCCCAGUACCAGACUGAUCUCCUGCUCACCUUCAAUCAACCCCCCCCUGAGAAUAGGUCAUCUCUUGGCCCGGAAAAUCUGUCAAUUCUGCCCUGGAGCCUGGGUGACUUUGAACAGCUUGUGACCAGUCUGACCCUUCAUGAUCCCAACAUCUUUGGUCCCCAGUAA